Messenger RNA from Strongyloides ratti, 1836 nucleotides. RefSeq names its product FCH domain and SH3 domain-containing protein. The record is from RefSeq and is a predicted model, not a curated record. Gene Ontology annotation, molecular function: protein binding. Bases 1 to 1836 code for a protein of 611 amino acids. Lineage: Eukaryota; Metazoa; Nematoda; Chromadorea; Rhabditida; Strongyloididae. The transcript is spliced from 3 exons.
AUGUGUACAGAAGUAAGCUCUAUUAACACUGGAUGGGGUUGUUUAUUUGAUAGACCUGAAGAUGUUCUUAAUUACUCACUAAAAGGAAUUGAAAUUUUUGAGCGUUUUGGUAAUUUAAUUAAAGAUAGAGCAAUAAUUGAAGAGGAGUAUGCUAAUAAAUUAAAAAAUUUAACAAGGAAAAAUUUAAAAUUAAUGAAAAAUGAAGAUGAAUCAUUUACUUUUGUUACAUCAUUUAACGCAUACAUGACAGAGAUCAAUAGUCUAGCAGCCCAGCAUGAAAUAAUAGCUGAAAAAAUGAAAAAAGACAUUUCUAACAGUAUUAUAAUGAAAUGUCAAAAUUUUAAACAAAUGCGAAAAAAUUUUAUGGGAGAUUUACAGAAAGCACAAAAUGAUUUACAAAUAGAAUUUGAUAAUUUAGCUAAACAAUUAAAGUAUUAUACAAAAGCAUUCAAAGAUGCAGAGAAUGCAUAUUUAAAAUUUGAUAAAGCUGAAAAAAAUAUGGAUAUUUCGAGAGCAGAUCUUGCUAAAGCAAAAAAUAAUGCUGAAAUAAAACAUCAACAAUGUAGAGAAAGUCAAGGCAAUUAUUUGAAACAACUAGAAAGAAGUAACAAAAUACAUGAAGAAUUUUUUACAAUAAAAUUACCAGAAUUAUUAAAUAAUGUUAAAAAAGUUGACAUAGAAAGAAUAAUUGAAGCUAAAAAUGCUAUUUAUACAUCUGUUAAAGCUGAGAUGGAUGUGACUAGUGUACUACAAAGAUGUUAUAAUGAUAUGAAUGAAGCGGCAACAUCUAUUGAUCCUGAAAAAGAUACAGGGACUGUUGUACAACAAUAUCGUACAGGUUAUACUUAUGGAACACCUGCUUCUGAAAUUAAUUUUGGAUGUCCAAGUAAUAUAUUAAAAACAGGUCAAUCUGCUGUCACAUCAGAUGUUGUAAGUGAUUUUUCUGGUGCUACAUUAAAAAGAGGUAUAUUGGCAAAUGGUAAUAAUAAUGCUCUUAAGAAUGGUUCAAAUAAAGUUGGUAGAAAACAAAGUAUGCAUCAAAAAAUUUUUGGUAGUGAUAAUAAAGGGAAACAAAAAGAAAAUGGUACAUUUUCUAAUGAUCCACCUCAACAAAAAUUAAGAAAAUGUCAAGAAAAAUUAGACAGUAUUGAGAAAGAAAUUUUUAAAAUUGAAAGUUCUAAAAAAGGUUUAGAAAAAAUGAUGCAUGCAUAUGAAGAAAAUCCUAAACUUGGUGAUCCAAAAAUUGUUAGUGAUCAAUUAAAACAAUAUGACAUUGAAUUAUCUCAUCUUAAAAAAGAACAAUCAUUAUUUUUAUCAAUAAUUGAUGAAACAAAAUCUCAACUACAUUUAAAUUUAUUCAUUGAUGGUAGUACUCCAAAAAAUCCCUCAAUAUCUUCUGGCAUCUCACCGAGAACAUCUUCUAAUACAGAUUCUCCAAUAACAACACCCCGAACAAUAAGAGCUAACAGAACAUCAUAUGAUGCAGGAAGUCUUUCUAGUGAGGCAUCUUCUGCUAAAAGUGUCACAAACAAUUCUCAUACAUCAAGUUCAGUUGGAAGUAAUAAUGAAAAAAAUUUAAAAAGUAGUCAUAUAUAUGAUUCUAAUGUAGAAGUGUAUGAUAUUUGUGAGUUACCUCCAUUAGGUAGAGCUGUAGCAUUGUAUCCUUUUGAUGGAUCUAGUGAAGGAACUGUACCAUUAAAAGAGGGUGAAGAAUUGUUAAUUAUUGAAAAAGAUGAGGGUGAUGGAUGGACAAGAAUUAGAAAUAAAACUGGUGAUAAAGAAGGAUUUGUACCAACAACUUAUUUGCAAUGUAUUUAUUCUUCUACAGAUAUUUAA